Molecule: messenger RNA, 1841 nt
Organism: Paramacrobiotus metropolitanus
Lineage: Eukaryota; Metazoa; Tardigrada; Eutardigrada; Parachela; Macrobiotidae
Exons: 2
Coding region: 442-1062 (206 amino acids)
Source: RefSeq, a predicted model, not a curated record
AGACUGCACUGUCACUACAGUCGCACUGCAGUCUGCAGAAUAGAGAUCGAGUAUGGAAAAGGCACCCAACAAGCGCAACGAGAAAUUCCACCAUUCGCAGCUGUUACAACUGUUCUUAAACGUAAGUUACGUAACACAGUUACGGUACUUAUAUAUCGCGUUUGUAAAUUUACCUUUAACCAAAUUACUUUAAAGGUCAUUAGUAAUACCUGAACCCUUUUAAUUUCUAUGUCUUUGUCGGGAAAUGUUGUCAGAAUGCUUCUGGCUAGCUAUCGAAAUCGCGGAAUACAGCCUAAAUGUUAACCCUUAAUUCGAACGAAUUCUUUAAUUAUAUUAAUUAUUAUGGUUUUCCGAUGGACCACGGUUCAGUCAAGCGCACUCAAUCAUUUUCGUGGCCGCUACAGGUGGUGAUCGAUUACCGCCUUGCUCAAAUUUAGCAGCAUGAAUACUGCCGUUUCGAAGCGUGAAUUAUUCAGUCCGAGAUUGUUGCUCUUUGGAGUGCUGGCGAUAUUAUGUGGAUUAAGCUUAAUGAUCCUGGACAUUGUCACUGGUACUGAACUUGAGCGGGAAGGAGUGUAUUUUCAAGUCAGCGGGUUAGCUGUUCGUACUUUCGCUGGUCUGAUCUACAUCGUAGCGGGUAACGCUGAAAUUUACGCUAGUCGACCUUUGCAUGCUGAUGAAAAAGCAGAAAACCGUCAGGCCUUACUGGGCAUAGUUGUUAGGCUGAACCUUCUUGCCGCUUUGGCAUCUUUAACGCUUUUAAUUGCCGUGAUGAGCUUCGAGCCAUACUACGACUCGGGAUUGAUGUUCAGAGAAUACCGAAGUCCCGAUAUCGUUAGCACGCUGACAACGCUUAGGAUGGCAGUUAUAUGCUGCCUGAUUGGAAUCGUCUUGGUAUGUUCGAUAACAGAGUGUGUUUUGGCUCACAUUUACGCAAAGAAACCAAACAUCAUUAUUAUCACUUCUAAUCAAGAUCGCAUACUGGAAUCCUCCGAAAACUUAGUGGUCAGAGACGUCGUGGAAGAAGAUUGUGGAGAUAACCAAAGCAAGCACAAUUAUUAAGUACAAAUAAGAGGAUCGAGCUUAUAUUGGUUCAUGGAAGUCCAGGAUAAAUUGUUUGGAUGAAUAAUAUUGUAUGGUCCUUAUGAUGAAUAACUAUAUUGAAAUCGAACAUACCAAUAUCACCAGUUAGAUGAAAAUUGUGCUGACACCCAUAAUGUAGUGCAAAAUACACGUGUAAAAAAAUUAAAGAAAUCCUUGCCAAUAAAAUCCGCGAAUGCCCGCUUUGAUUCUGAUAGCAUCAUUUGUAUGAUCAUGACCUUUUGGCCGGUUGAGGGUACACUUGUGACUACACAGCUGGAGAAGUAAAAAUUUACCCCAAGUAGAUCAGCGACCAGUGGGAGAUAGCAAACGUGCCCUGCUGCUUCAGACAGAUUACUCGGAUUGUCAAGUUGCUGUUAGACGGACGUCGCUGUCGUCUGAAAGUCCAAAAAAGGGGCCGGAAAUGCACACUUUGCGGCAAAAGAUUUUGCAUUCAAACUAUGGCAGUUGACCAGCAAAACGAUUUUGCAUUCAAACUAUGGCAGUUGACCAGCAAACAGCUACGAUUUCCGCUUGGUUAUUUCGAAUAACCGAGGUGCGUACGGUACGUGCCGAAAGUAUACCGGAUUUUGUAUACUUCCAUGCUGCCAGCUGUACAGAAACAAUGCUUCUUGGAUUUCGAAGAACUCGAAAUUAAGCACACUUUGCUGGAUCCAGCAAGGUUUAGUAAGAUCAUUGUCAGCAAUUAUGAUGAUACUGCACUCGCAAUAGUUAGUCUUUCAAAAAUCAGCAGUGUUUUG